Messenger RNA from Punica granatum (pomegranate), 1963 nucleotides. NCBI's taxonomy places the organism in Eukaryota, Viridiplantae, Streptophyta, Magnoliopsida, Myrtales, Lythraceae. The record is from RefSeq and is a predicted model, not a curated record.
GUUUUCGUUGUUAUUACUCAUAGUUAUCGUUGAUAUGCUUCUUUAUGUAUAUAUAGAUAUGGAAUAGAUUAUAGAUUAUGGUUUUAUAUGGUUUUAUGCUUUUUGGUUGGUUGUUAUCGAGAAAUUGGGUAAUCUAAUCGUUGGGGGAUCGGAGAGGUCGAAGGGCGGAGGGCCGUACGUAGCUCAGGAUUUGGUCUCCGAGGCGUAGGAUUAUCGGCGGCGAGAGGAGGGCUGAGCGGAGGAGAUCGGAUGCGGUGAAGGCGCGGGGGAAAAUGUACGCGCCUCCGCUGCCUCCCCAGCUCUCCGAUUCCAACCGGCGUAUCAUCGAGGCAGACGCCCCCUCUUUGCGUGCCUACCAAGUCUGGAAAGGAAACAAUAGGUUCUGCUUUGGAGGUCGAGUUAUCUUUGGUCCGGAUGCAAGGUCACUAUUCCUGACCAUCUCCCUCAUUCUGGUUCCGGUGAUUCUGUUCUGUGCCUUUGUUUCUCAAAGGCUCAUCCGGGAGUUCCACCAUCAUUGGGGCAGUGUAAUUGUAGCUAUCUGUGUCAUCUUCGCAGCAUAUAUUAUCUUUCUCAUCCUCCUUACAUCUGGAAGAGAUCCUGGAAUUAUUCCUCGUAAUCGACACCCUCCGGACCCGGAAGAUGAAACUGAAGGUUCCACCCUUUCUGCAGAUUGGCCAAGUAGUCUUGGUGGAGCUCCAAGCUUACCACCCACAAAAGAUGUUAGGAUCAAUGGCGUGACUGUUAAAGUCAAAUAUUGCCAAACAUGCAUGCUGUAUCGUCCUCCUCGAUGUUCUCACUGUUCUAUAUGCAAUAACUGUGUCGAGCGCUUCGAUCACCAUUGCCCCUGGGUGGGUCAAUGCAUCGGAAAGAGGAAUUACAGAUUCUUCUUUAUGUUCAUCUCUUCCACCACAUUGCUCUGCCUGUAUGUAUUUGCCUUCUGCGUCGUUAACCUCACUAAGAUAAUGGGUGCCUACGACUGUGGUUUUUGGACGGCUCUCAUAAAGUCUCCUGUCUCCGGGUUUCUUAUAUUAUAUACAUUCAUUGCUGCAUGGUUUGUUGGAGGCCUUACUGGGUUUCAUCUCUACCUGAUCAUUACAAAUCAGACAACCUACGAGAACUUUCGGUAUCGAUAUGAUCGAAAGAUGAAUCCUUUUAAUCGUGGAUGUCUGGGCAAUAUGAUGGAGUUAUUCUGCUCUAAAAUUCCUCCUUCUAAAAAUAACUUCAGGGCGAAAGUAAAGGUGGAUCCAUCUGAAGGCUACAAUGGCUUGGUGUCUUAUGGGCAUGCAAUGAGCCCUGAGUUACCAAAAACGAGCUUAGACUUGGAGAUGGGCAAAAGGCAAGCUGUCGCUGCUGAGGACUUGGAAGAUAUACAGAGCCAAAUCGAAAGUGUUGGUAGACUCGAGAGGUGUGGAACUCAGCCUCCUCACAUGAACUGGGACCCAAAGGAACAGUGGGAGAUCACACCCGAUAUGAGGAUGCUAGCUGCAGAGUUUGGAAUGCAAUUUGGAACAAGCCCAUCCGGGAUUCAGAAAAUCAAUGGGGUCCGCUAAAAUCCGGUACGUCUCUUGAAGCUCUGAUCUUUGGCAGGAGGAUCUUGUUCUGAUCUGGAAGCCCUGGUGAACUUCAACCUGUUUGUUUGGAAAUUAUAUCCCAACAGUAUAGAACUCGGAAAGAAAACCCCCGUCAAUCGUAAGGAUAUGAUCUGACUCUUCUUUUUGCUUUAAGCUUAGCUUAGAAAUCGAAGGGCGAAAUGCACAUAAAACUGCUUCAACAGAAACUUGCUAGCUUUCUAGUUUUAUAGGGUUCUUGUUGGAUAUUGAUGGUUGUCAAUCUUGUUGAAAAAUAUGUUAGCAUCUUACAAUCUGUCGAAAUCUGGAGCUCCCAUAGUAAGAACGUAGAUCAAAUCUUCUUUUUUUUCCUAAUCGGUGAUGUAUUUACAUGAAUGCAACAAUCCUUCGAGUAA